AUGACAGCUUGGACGAUGUUUAGUUGGAGGAGAUUGUACAGUGGCAGGGUAGAAGUGGGAGAGGAGGCUGGGGUGGAAUUACCAGCUGAUACAAGACAACUAGUGUAUAACGUGUACGUGUAUUUCAGUCGGCGUCCAGGAAGAAGCGCCAAGACAUCUCUGGCGAAAACCGCACGAGCAACUAUGCUGCCAAAAGAUAUUGUUGCUGAGAUCAUACGAGAUAGGUGCAGAGACUGA
Danaus chrysippus (African queen) is the source of this 237-nucleotide messenger RNA. The record is from the annotation of a GenBank genome assembly. NCBI's taxonomy places the organism in Eukaryota, Metazoa, Arthropoda, Insecta, Lepidoptera, Nymphalidae.